Molecule: messenger RNA, 563 nt
Organism: Drosophila willistoni
Lineage: Eukaryota; Metazoa; Arthropoda; Insecta; Diptera; Drosophilidae
Product: SKP1-like protein 15
Exons: 1
Coding region: 94-528 (144 amino acids)
Biological process (GO): SCF-dependent proteasomal ubiquitin-dependent protein catabolic process
Cellular component (GO): nucleus; cytoplasm
Molecular function (GO): cullin family protein binding
Source: RefSeq, a predicted model, not a curated record
ACUUCAGAUACACGACGAAUACUAACAAUUCAUUCACAAUCAAUACUUUCCCGAGUCAACACAUACUGUAACAAAAAAAAACAUUCUUCCAAAAUGUACUCCUUCAUCCCACGAGCUGCCCCAAUACACAGAGACGUGACUGUUCAAACUUCCAAUGGAUGUCAAUACCGCGUCAAAUCAGAAUUGGCCAACCAAAUGGUAGCUAUAAGGUGUCUCCUGGCCAAAUCAGCAGAUAUCUCAGUCAUACCCUUAGAAGACAUUGAUUCCGAAACCUUUGAACUGGUGCUGAAAUGGUGCAGAACUGUGCGAGAUAGCAAGGUUACGUUAAAUGAGCAUUCGGCCCGUACGAUGUUCAAGAAGCUGGUGCAAGAGUCCAUCGAUGAUCGUAUUAUGAUAUAUAAAUUGAUCUUAGCUGCCAAUUUCUUGGAUAUCGAGAGCCUUUGGGGAGCCACCACGCAGCAUCUUUCCGAUGAGAUAAACGAAUGCAAAAGCGUUCAGGACAUGAACAAGAUAUUCAACGUAAAAUAGUUCAAAUUGUAUUAAAUUAUUUUUAAAAAUUUCUU